This is a messenger RNA of Eptesicus fuscus (big brown bat), 1328 nucleotides long. It is a transcript of the gene CHMP6, whose product is annotated as charged multivesicular body protein 6. Gene Ontology annotation, biological process: late endosome to vacuole transport via multivesicular body sorting pathway; vesicle budding from membrane. Bases 55 to 657 code for a protein of 200 amino acids. NCBI's taxonomy places the organism in Eukaryota, Metazoa, Chordata, Mammalia, Chiroptera, Vespertilionidae. The transcript has 8 exons. Gene Ontology annotation, cellular component: ESCRT III complex; multivesicular body. The record is from RefSeq and is a predicted model, not a curated record.
CGGAGCGACGGGCUCGGUUGCGGGCGGGAGGGAGGCGGGGGCGCGGCCGGCGCGAUGGGCAACCUGUUCGGCCGCAAGAAGCAGAGCCGCGUCACGGAGCAGGACAAGGCCAUCCUGCAACUGAAGCAGCAGCGGGACAAGCUGAGGCAGUACCAGCGGAGGGUCACGCAGCAGCUGGAGCGCGAGCGCGAGGUGGCCCGGCAGCUCCUGCGGGAGGGCCGGAAGGAACGCGCCAAGCUGCUGCUCAGGAAGAAGCGGUACCGGGAGCAGCUGCUGGACAAGACGGAGAACCAGAUCGCCAGCCUGGAGACCAUGGUCCAGAGCAUCGAGUUCACUCAGAUCGAGAUGAAGGUGAUCGAGGGGCUGAAGUUCGGAAACGAGUGUCUGAAUAAGAUGCACCAGGUGAUGUCCAUCGAGGAGGUGGAGCGGGUGCUGGACGAGACGCAGGAGGCCGUGGAGUACCAGCGGCAAAUCGACGAGCUGCUGGCCGGGAGCUUCACGCAGGAGGACGAGGCUGCCGUCCUGGAGGAGCUGGACGCCAUCACGCAGGAACAGAUCGAGCUCCCAGAGGUCCCCUCGGAGCCCCUUCCGGAGAAGCCAGAGAAAACCGCCAUCAGGGCCAGGCCCCGGCAGGCGGACCUGGUGGCCGCCUCCUAACAGCCUCCGGGUGGCUGCAGGGACCCGGGACUGGACCCACAGGGCGUCUGGGCGCGUGGCCAGCCCUGACCGGCCGGGCGCGGUGCUGACGGCGGGUGCACGCGGCCUCGCUGUCCGGGAGCCUCCACGCGCCUCUCCAGGCAGGAGGUGCUGCCUCGUGCUCGUUUCUGGAUGAAGUGGCCACAGUCCAACGUCCGGCCAAACGCGGCUUCUGCAGCUGUGGCUCCAGGGCCGGGCCGGCCAACCCGCCUGGCGCUGGUCCCGCCUGGCCCUGCCCGUCACUCCUGCUCCGUUCCCUGGCGGGGGCUUCGGCGAGGAGCAGACACCUGGCCAGGCCUCCCGGCCGCCGCUGCCUGUGGGCUCGGGGGAAGCACGCGUCUGGGUCUGCGUUUGGGGGAGGGAGGCCGGGGGCGUCCCUGCUGGACCGAUGGCCCCGCGUCCCCUCGGGCCUGCUGAGAAAGGACACGACAGCAGGUGCAGCGGACAGCCCGCUGGGUUCCCGGGUGCUGACGGGGUGUGUGCCCGUGGGACCCUGGGGCUGGGAACCUGCCGAGACCCGGGGCUGCCCGCCCUCCACUCCGCGCUGUUGGACUCCCCUCCCUGUGGAGCGACAGUCUCGCUGGGUCACGCCCAGCCCCACACGCGGCACCCAUUAAAGUUGGUCCUGCACA